This is a messenger RNA of Lactuca sativa (garden lettuce), 879 nucleotides long. Its product is annotated as putative receptor-like protein kinase At2g39360. The record is from RefSeq and is a predicted model, not a curated record. Gene Ontology annotation, biological process: protein autophosphorylation. Lineage: Eukaryota; Viridiplantae; Streptophyta; Magnoliopsida; Asterales; Asteraceae. Gene Ontology annotation, molecular function: transmembrane receptor protein tyrosine kinase activity; ATP binding; protein binding. Gene Ontology annotation, cellular component: plasmodesma; plasma membrane.
AUGUCCGAGCAUUUUGCCGCCAACCUAGCAGAUCAUUCAAUGAUAGAAAGUCUCAUUCAUAAGCUCAAUUCCAUCGGUCCUUAUGACCAGUGGAUUGCCACCGGUGAAAUCUCACGCCUUACAAAAAGAAGCCCCGAAAACCGUGUUGCCUUCGCCCAAGCUGGGGCAAUCCCUUUGCUGAUAGACUUCCUCACAUCAACGGAUUUACAGACGCAGGAAAAUGCAAUGACUGCUCUUCUUAAUCUCUCGAUCUAUGAAUACAACAAAGGCAUCAUAGUGUCCUCUGGAGCUAUCCCGAGGAUUGUUCAUGUGUUGAGUAAAGGUAGCAUGGUAGCACGUGAGAAUUCAGCGGCUACUCUUUUCAGCCUCUCUGUAAUUGACAGAAAGGAAUUGAUGAUCAGCUCUGCUAAAGCGAUUUCACCUCUUGUUUUCCUGUUGAGUGAAGGUACUGAGAGAGCAAAGAGGAUGGCAACCAACGCGUUGUUUAAUUUAUGCAUAUAUGAAUCUAACAAAAAGAGGGCAGUGAGGGCGGGUUUAGUCCCGAUGUUAAUGGAGCUUCUUGAGGAAUCACAUGGUCUUUUGAAAGAUAAGGCCAUAGCCAUUCUAGCAAUACUGUCAAUGCACCUUAAAGGGAGGCUGGCUAUUGGUAAAGUAGAGGCUGUGCCCAUUCUGAUCGAAAUUUUAAGGAGUGGAUCCCCGAUGAACAAAGAGAAUGCAGUUAUAGUUUUGGUGGAACUUUGCUUGGAAGACCAAAAAUAUUUGGUUGAGGUUCAAGAAUUUGGAGCUAUGGAUAAAAUAAUACAUUUACUGGAGCAUGGUACAUAUAGAGGAAAAGAAAAAGCCACAAAGUUGCUAGAAAAGAUAAAAGAGUCGGAAUAA